Molecule: messenger RNA, 937 nt
Organism: Hemibagrus wyckioides
Lineage: Eukaryota; Metazoa; Chordata; Actinopteri; Siluriformes; Bagridae
Exons: 6
Coding region: 160-744 (194 amino acids)
Source: RefSeq, a predicted model, not a curated record
GUCAAGAAAGAAGAAAAAAAGGAAGAACACCUGAUGUCGUCAGGAGGAACUGUUGAGGCAUAAAAAGAAAGGUGAAGAAAGGAGAAAGUAUUCUUCUGGUUCAUCCACACAAAGUAACUAUCUUUUCAUCAGUCAUCGAGUAGUACUGUCAGUCAGAUUAUGGGCAUGGCCAGAGUACAGUAUGCAGUUCUGCUCCUGACUUUAGCUAUAGCAGUGCAGGAAUAUCAUGGGAAAGCAGAGAAAAUCAGGUGUACUUCACAAACACCGUGUUUUGACCUACUGAUUGUGGAGAGAAUGGCCCACCGUCUCAGCAAGGAUGUGCCAGGUGCAGACAAUGACAACAUUUUAUUAAAGAGCAAAACCUUUGAUAAAAUUCGUCACAAAAAGUACCUCCACAGCUGUGUUCUAGAAAAAAUCAUCGAGUUCUAUGAGAAUGUCCUAUCCAGUGUCCAGUAUAUACAAAACAACCAUCUCGAUCUGAUCUUCACCUUGGACAGAGUGAGAAAUUGCACUUAUAAAGUGAAGAGAUGUGACAGGUUGUAUCAGAAGGCUAACCAGCAAGCAGAUUUAGAGAUUGCUGAAGCAGAUAUGAGUGCGCAGGAGGUAGCUAUCUUUCAGCUACAAAAACUUAACCAUGCUAAUGAAAAUUUAAAUGACACAACCAUUCUAGAUACAGCCAUGGAUGAACUGAAAUCUCUUCAUCACUAUAUUCCUGGGAGAGCUUUCCGAAAUACAAAUGGCUGAAUAACAUCCCAGUUUUCUCCAGGAUGACCAGAGCUUGUGAUUGCUGCAGUACUCAGCCAGAAAAUCUAUAGUGACUGUAACUAGAUGAGAUAUAUAUAUAUAUGUCAUAGAAUUCUAUUUAGGAAAUUGUAUUUGUAUUGUGUAUGAUGCAAACUUAUGCAACAUUCUAGUAAACUGUAGAAUAUCAUCUCUU